GGGCCGGGGGGAUCGGCCCGUGUUCGCUGCUCACCGCCCCGUUGUCCGCAGGUGGGGAAAGGAGAGAUGAGGAAGGUGCCCGUGCCGGCCAACAGGUACACCCCGCUGAAGGAGAACUGGAUGAAGAUAUUCACGCCCAUCGUGGAACACCUGCAGCUCCAGAUCAGGUUUAACUUAAAGACGAGGAACGUUGAGAUCAAGACUUGUCCGGAGACAAAGGACCUCAGUGCUCUGACAAAAGCAGCUGACUUUGUGAAAGCAUUCAUACUUGGCUUUCAGGUGGAGGAUGCUCUCGCUCUCAUCAGAUUAGACGACCUUUUCCUAGAAUCAUUUGAAGUUACAGAUGUCAAACCUUUGAAAGGAGACCAUCUGUCAAGAGCAAUAGGGAGAAUAGCAGGAAAAGGUGGAAAAACAAAAUUCACUAUAGAAAACGUAACAAGAACACGCAUCGUUCUUGCUGACUCGAAAAUUCAUAUUUUAGGAUCUUUUCAGAACAUUAAAAUGGCACGAACAGCAAUUUGCAAUCUAAUUUUAGGAAGCCCACCAUCCAAAGUUUAUGGCAAUAUUAGAGCUGUGGCCAGCAGAGCAGCUGAAAGAUUCUGAGAUGCAGUGGUGCUGCUUUACCAAGGACUGUGGCUGGGGAGUGUGGGUACUGUGGGCAGAAGCUGUGCAAUCACAGAGGCUAUGGAAGCACUCUGCCUUCUGCUGGACUGGGAAGCACAGAAGAAAAAUGGGACUGUUUGUGCAGUCUGAUAUACUCCAGGCAUUCUGUCUGAUUUGAUCACAGUCUGUGUACAGCCAUUAAAAGCUAUUCUAAAAACGAUGAAACUGUA
Meleagris gallopavo (turkey) is the source of this 833-nucleotide messenger RNA. RefSeq names its product partner of NOB1 homolog (gene PNO1). NCBI's taxonomy places the organism in Eukaryota, Metazoa, Chordata, Aves, Galliformes, Phasianidae. Gene Ontology annotation, cellular component: nucleus. Gene Ontology annotation, molecular function: RNA binding. The record is from RefSeq and is a predicted model, not a curated record.